Telopea speciosissima is the source of this 619-nucleotide messenger RNA. RefSeq names its product 40S ribosomal protein S15a-5-like. Gene Ontology annotation, biological process: translation. NCBI's taxonomy places the organism in Eukaryota, Viridiplantae, Streptophyta, Magnoliopsida, Proteales, Proteaceae. Bases 47 to 436 code for a protein of 129 amino acids. Gene Ontology annotation, cellular component: ribosome; cytosolic small ribosomal subunit. The record is from RefSeq and is a predicted model, not a curated record. The transcript has 3 exons. Gene Ontology annotation, molecular function: structural constituent of ribosome.
UCCUUUGAAACUUAGAAUACUCUGUAGAGAGAGAGAAAGAAGGGACAUGGGGAGGAGAAUACUGAACGAUGCAUUGAGAACAAUUGUAAAUGCGGAGAAAAGAGGCAAAGCAACAGCAAACCUGCAGCCUAUCUCCGGCGUUAUGGCUUCCUUUCUCAAGAUCAUGAAAGAUCGAGGUUAUAUAAAAGAUUUUCAGGUAUCUGACCCACACAGAGUAGGAAAGAUAACUGUUGAACUCCAUGGCAGGAUAAAGGACUGUCGAGCACUCACUUAUAGGCAAGAUAUCAAAACCAAAGACAUUGAAGACUACAGAAUACGUAUGCUUCCAACUCAUCAGUGGGGUUAUGUCGUGAUUACAACUCCCAGUGGUAUUUUGGAUCAUGAGGAGGCCAUUAGACAAAAUGCUGGAGGUCAGGUUCUGGGUUAUUUUUAUUAAGUUCCCAUCGUAUCUUUGUUUGGAUGGGAAUUGUGAGAGAGACUGUUCUGUAUGUUAAUGAGGGUAAGACUGAAGCUUCUGGUAAAAGUUUAGCUACACAAGUUCACAACAUCCUCUCUGUUUUCAUGCAUGAUGAUAUUUCAUGUGAAUUUGAUGAUAUCCAAGAUUUAGAUUUUAUUGCUU